Molecule: messenger RNA, 2354 nt
Organism: Lolium rigidum
Lineage: Eukaryota; Viridiplantae; Streptophyta; Magnoliopsida; Poales; Poaceae
Product: protein NUCLEAR FUSION DEFECTIVE 4-like
Exons: 3
Coding region: 199-1944 (581 amino acids)
Biological process (GO): transmembrane transport
Cellular component (GO): membrane
Molecular function (GO): transmembrane transporter activity
Source: RefSeq, a predicted model, not a curated record
UAGUGCCAACUGAGAGCUUCCUCCUCUACCUCAGCCAAAAGCAGGGCACUCUCCCCCACACACAUCACAACGAUACCCCGAGUCCCCGACCACGCACAUCACCGCAGACAUACACCCACCGUCGAUAGUUAGCUAGCUAGCUACGAGUCGUACCGCUAGGCUACUAGCUAGUGAGCUCCGCGAAGGGGAUCGAGCAAGAUGCCGGGCGGCGACGGAGGCGGGGGGCUGGGGAAGGUGAAGGCGGGGAGCCGGCCGCCGUGGGUGGGGCUGGCGGCGGCGGUGUGGGUGCAGGUGGCGGCCGGCAGCGCCUACGUCUUCCCGCUAUACUCCCACGCCAUCAAGGAGGCGCUCGGCUACAACCAGAAGUCGCUCACCAUGCUCGGCGUCGCCAACGACGUCGGCGAGAACGUGGGGCUCGUCCCGGGGGUGCUCGCCAACCGCCUCCCACCGUGGCUCAUCCUCCUCAUCGGAUCCGCCUGCGCCUUCUUCGGCUUCGGCACCGUCUGGCUCGCCGUCACAAAGACCGUCGCCAUGCCCUACUGGGUGUUGUGGAUAGCUCUAUGUAUUGGCACAAACAGCAGUGCAUGGUUGGGCACUGCAGCACUUGUGACCAAUAUGAGGAACUUCCCUCUGAGUCGAGGAACUGUUGCUGGUCUCAUCAAAGGUUAUGUUGCUGUUAGUGCCGCUGUCUACACGGAAGCAUUUAACGGAAUGCUUAACAAUUCACCCACGAACCUUUUGCUAUUGCUUGCUUUGGGGAUCCCGAUAGCAUGUGUUCUGGUGAUGUAUUUUGUUAGGCCUUGCACCCCAUCGCUCGACGAGGACAAUUCAACAGAGCACAGUCACUUCGUGUUCACACAAAUCUCUAGUGUCGUUCUCGGUGCAUAUCUGAUGGUAGCGACAAUACUCGGUGAUACUUUGAAACUAAGCGCAACUAUUACCUACCUUCUGUUUGGUAUAAUGAUACUUCUGCUCCUUUCUCCACUUGCAAUACCGAUAAAAAUGACACUUUAUCCAAGCAAACCAAAAGAUGAAAAGCCCAGCACCAUUGUUCCAUCUUAUUCAACAGACAGUUUGUCUGGUGCGGAUCAAGAGAGUGCAGAACCACUUCUGCGUGGCACAUCAAAUACUUUUGGUACAGGCACCAAUGAUUCUGAUGAGGCGACGGAUGUGGAUCUUCUGCUUGCUGAGGGUGAGGGAGCAGUUAAUUUGAAAAGGAGAAAAGGGCCAAGAAGAGGGGAUGAUUUCACAUUCGGUGAAGCCUUAGUCAAGGCAGAUUUCUGGCUGCUGUUCAUUGUAUACUUUUGUGGCGUUGGCACUGGUGUCACUGCUCUGAAUAACCUAGCUCAGAUUGGGAUUGCUGUUGGUGCUAAUGACACAACCGUUUUGUUGUGCCUCUUCGGCUUCUGCAACUUUGUUGGCCGUAUCCUUGGUGGAUCUGUCUCUGAAUAUUUCGUAAGGUCAAGAAUGCUUCCUCGUCCUUUCUGGAUGAUGUGCACACAAAUCAUUAUGGUGGUAACCUUCCUCCUUUUCGCAACUGGUCUCCAUAGCCUGAUAUAUGUUUCAACUACACUCCUGGGGAUAUGUUACGGGGUCCAGUUUGCCGUCAUGAUACCAACAGUCUCGGAGCUUUUUGGUCUGAAGGACUUCGGGCUGAUGUACAACUUCAUGCUCAUGGUGAACCCGAUCGGCGCGUUCUUCUUCUCAGCCCUUCUUGCUGGUUAUAUCUACGACAAGGAGGCAGCUAGGCAGAACCCGGGUGUGCUGGACCCUUCAAACUGCUUUGGGCCUGACUGUUUCAGGCUUACCUUCUAUGUCUGUGCCAUCGUGUGUUGCUGUGGAACCUUGAUCUGCGUGUUUUUCAUCGCGAGGAUCAAGCCAGUUUAUCAGAUGCUAUACGCUAGCGGAUCAUUCAGACACCCUCGACAUCAGCAGCUCUACUGAUGGAUCACAAUGGCAUCAAGAGGCAAAACUUGGAGGUAUGUAAAGCUAGAAAAAUCAGAGCAAAAUCAUCAGCUGGUUGUCUAUAGCCCCACCGCCUUAUUGCAUCACAUUGCAGUGAUGUAUUUCCACGGUUGCUUUGCUCGAUUCAUCCCUAUUGUAUUGGAGUGUAUGAGAGAGUUCCCUUGAUUUCAUUUGUUCCUGUUUUGUGUAAAGCGUGCAUCCGGUCGUUUAUGCAAGCGUGGGAUGGAAACUCGGGGUGCGUAUAUAUGAGCCGGUUUUGUUCGGUUGGAAAUCAGGAAACCAGAAAGGUUUUCAGCAUCCUGAGCAAUGAGCAUUAUCUUCUGCAUCCCCUUGGUGUUCGAUGUACCAAUAACCAUGAGCUUAUGAAUUCUAUCUAAGUAUAUUGUAUA